Molecule: messenger RNA, 2427 nt
Organism: Zychaea mexicana
Lineage: Eukaryota; Fungi; Mucoromycota; Mucoromycetes; Mucorales; Lichtheimiaceae
Product: tRNA synthetases class II-domain-containing protein
Exons: 10
Coding region: 259-2256 (665 amino acids)
Biological process (GO): aspartyl-tRNA aminoacylation
Cellular component (GO): cytoplasm; mitochondrion
Molecular function (GO): ATP binding; aspartate-tRNA ligase activity; nucleic acid binding
Source: RefSeq, a predicted model, not a curated record
UAGUAUGGACCGAACCAUAUAAAUGACUGAUUUAUAUUGACCCAUCGAAUAUAACGAAACCCUUUAGUAGUGCUAUUUCAUGCUUAUCAUCAGAAUACAUGGUAAUUGAUUCCGCGUGUAUAGGUAUGCGCUCCAGUACAGGAAUUUAAAGCUGCAACGACGCCAAAAGAUGUCUCGGACUUUGCCGGGCCGACCUGACAGGGACCCUCUUAUUUCUCCUUUAUUUUCUUUUAACUGUUUUUUUUACACAUAUACAAAAUGGCGACUCGCGUGCGACCCCUUGCACGUUCAGCGUGUAUUGCCUUACAGCGACAACAACAACAGCAGCAAAGAAUAAUAGCACCCUCGACGAAACGAUUAACGUGCGCCCUUCGAACGUUUCGCAGCACCCCUCAGCAUCGUAAACAAGAACUACGCGGAUACAAUGACCGUGAUCGAUACCAUGGGCAAUACCCACGACGUACCCAUUUGUGUGGUGAUUUACGAGCCGACCAUGAAGGACAGCAGGUUGUUUUGAAUGGUUGGGUUCAUUCACCCAGAGCCAUGUCACAGGAUUUGAUAUUCGUUCCAUUGGGCGACGCUUCAGGCACUACACAACUUGUGUUUCGAUCAGGCAAUCCUGAACUACGCGCCGAGAUCCAGCGGUUGACGCCAGAAAGUGUUAUCUGUGCACAAGGGGUUGUUGUGAAACGACCGGAUGGCAUGAUCAACAAGCAACAGAGCACCGGUGCAAUUGAAGUCGAGUUGGAAAAGAUCUAUUGUUUGAAUCCUGCGUCGGGCUCAUUACCCUUUUGGCCAUCUCAAACAGCAGCUACUCUUCCCAAUGAAGAAAUCCGUCUACGAUAUCGAUAUUUAGAUCUUCGACGGCCUGAACUGCAGAAGAAUAUCCGUCUUCGUUCCGUCGUUGUCAACACUGUUCGACAGUAUUUGGUGGAUCAUGGAUUUACCGAGAUUGAAACACCCACCUUAUUCAAAUCAACCCCUGAAGGUGCCCGUGAAUUCAUUGUGCCAACGCGUAAACCCGGUGCCUUUUAUGCUUUACCACAAAGUCCUCAACAGCACAAGCAAAUGUUGAUGGCUGCAGGAUUCGACCGAUACUUUCAAAUUGCACGGUGUUUCCGUGACGAAGAUCUGCGCGCGGAUCGUCAGCCCGAAUUCACCCAAAUUGAUCUAGAAAUGUCGUUUAUUACGGCGCAAGAGCUUCAACACGUCGUUCAAGGAUUCGUCACCGCAGUUUGGAAAAAAGCAUUGGGUGUUGAAUUAGAUGCGUCUCACUUUCCCCACAUGACGUAUCAGGAGGCCAUGUCGACGUAUGGUUCGGAUAAGCCGGAUGUUCGUUUUGAUAUGAAGAUCAAAGAAAUAAGUGGCUAUUUGUCGGAUGUUGUUGAAGAGGAUGCUGCAUUGGACUGUCUUGUGGUGAAGCAAGGAUCGGCAUUGACGGGUGGAGAAUUGAAGAAUAUGCAAAAAGCAUUAGAGCUUGCGGAUGAAAAGGACUUUGCAUUCGUCAAAAUCAACGAAAACAAUAUAAAUGCAUGGCCAUCCAAGUGUGGACGAUUGAAGCAUUCCAGUCGAAUCGGCCAAGGAGAGACAACAGAAAUGAACAGCAAGCUAGACAUCCAAGUGGGUGAUCUGGUCUUGGUGCAUAAACGUGGACGCUACCUCUAUGGAGGCAAUACCUUGAUGGGCCGUGUCCGUCUCCAUCUAGCAAACAUGCUGCAAGAAAAGGGCCUCUUGAACCUUGAUCCCAACAUGUUCAAGUUUCUUUGGAUCGAGUCCUUUCCUUUGUUCUCCCCGGACGAACAAAGCAUCCGUACAUGGCAAGCAACACAUCACCCUUUCACUGCCCCAUUCGAUCAAGAUAUUCCAUUGCUUACCACCGAGCCCGCCAGAGUGCGUGGCCAGCACUAUGAUCUGGUGCUGAAUGGCAUGGAAAUUGGGGGUGGUUCCAUCCGUAUCCAUUCGCCUGUCAUGCAACGUUUCAUCUUUGAUAAUGUGCUUCAGCUUGAAAAGCACGAGUACCAGCGAUUCGACCAUUUGUUGGAUGCACUGAGUGCGGGAUGUCCACCACACGGUGGUAUUGCUCUUGGAUUUGACCGUCUCAUGUCGAUUUUAUGUAACGCCUCUUCCAUCCGUGAUGUCAUUGCAUUCCCCAAGGCGGCAGCUGGAAAGGAUUUGGUGGUCAAUAGUCCAUCCCAAGUGACGCCUGAGCAAUUGACAGAAUACUACUUGCAAGUCAUCAAGAACAACGAUGCGUGAACAUAGAACCCUCCCUCUCUCUCUCGUUAUACAUAGAGUAACCCCACAACAAGACACACUGUAUCAUUGAUUGAAAUCUCCCUACACGUUUCCCCCCCCCCACCCCCGUGUCACCCAUUUGAAGAUACAUGAAGCCUAUCAAACCCGGGCGCACUUGCAAAUACAUAGAUU